CCGAUCAUACGAAUAGAAACAAACGAUAUACAACCGUUUAGCGUCGUACAGACGUCACCUGUGUUAGCUUUUGAUUCGGGCCCCAAGUUUGAGGCGAAACCAUUGGAACUGGACUUAAGGAAUCUUCCAAGUGUUGACUCCCCUGAGCUGGACAGUUCUUUGCGAGACUUGCUCAUGGAAAACAUGAGAUCUGCUAGUACUGUUAACGAAGAUAACGAUGAUGCUGUCUCGGAAAUUUCAACCUGCAGUUCGGUCGUGACUCUGGAAACAGUUGAGGAAGGUGAAUCAGGGAACCUUCCGAUAGUUCACCGGAAGACGUCGAGAGCGUCUUCGUUUACUGCCGGUUCAAAGACGAGACCUUCCGAAGGAAGCACCAGUAGCUAUCAUUCUUCCAGUGAAGCUGAGGAAGAAGAUGGCAUAAAGACAGCAAUGAAAAAAUCCGCGAGGAAAAUUUCAGACCUGUUUACGUUUAAUGCGCCAAGUUUUAGUGGAAACGGAACAAAUGCAGAUGAAAUUGAGGAAGCGAGACCGCCAGCUGGAGAAAGGAGACGAAAGCUGAGCAUUACAAGAAGAAUUUCACCGUUAUCUUUGCACGGAAUUUUUACUGGGAAUCAAUCCGGCGUAAGCAACAACAAACAAGACCCUACUGUAGAAAAAACCGAAAACAGCAAAAAGACAAGGAAACUUUCAUUAACAAUGUUCAACAAACCUCCAUCUGAGAAGGAAAGGAAAAGAAGAAACACUGACCCGCAACUACCUCCCAACCAACAAAUCAACACAACCAUUGAAAACGAAGAAAAGAAAAACAAGGACAUAUCCUUGAUACGAAAAGAAUCUCAAACCAAACCCCUGCCAGAGCAGGCCUUGUUUAAAGAGGAAGAUGUUAAAAUUCAUGACCUUAUUAAACACGUUCUACGCGCCCACAUGCUCUCAAUAAAGGAAUACAAGCGAGAAACGUGUGAUCGCGUUUGUAAAAGCAUCUGCAGAAUCCUAAAAACUCUUGUGUCUUCCAUGAAAGCAGUGGAUAAUGUACCGCAAUGUAAGGUUGUGUGUCAAGCCUACAUUGGUUCAGUGAGAGAGCAAGGAUUGUUCGCAUCAGUUCAAACUCUGUGGGAAAAUGAAAAAGACAAUUUCGCUGCAGCGAGUUUUAGAAGUGAUUCUUUAUUUGGUUUUGCGUCGGUUAUGACGACAACGCUGUAUUGACUCCAUAGCUUGACCGGCACAGCCUCAGCUGUAAAAUGCAUCAAAUGAUAAUGGUGGUCAGAAUUUAACCCAGGGGACAUGUUAAGUGCUGAGUUUUCCCUUCACUCGCCAACUGAAACGCUCAUGCCGUGAGAGUGUUUAACAACAUUGUAGGCCAACUGAAUUUGUAGGUAGUACAAAGCAUUGAGGGUUAAUUAUUGCUCUAUUUAAAGGUACAUCGAUCUAUUUUUAGUCUCAAUAUAGAACUCUAAACGACACUUUUUCAUCAACGGAAUCUAUUUAGAAAUGUUGUGUCAUUCGUGGUAAUGAUGGAACAGACACCUUGAAAAAGACAGGCCGAUGUAUUCAUUCUUUACAAUUAAGAGAUGAUAGCCAUCAGGAAGUACCCUAAUGAUUAAAAGUUCACCAAAAGUACUGAAAUUUUUUGCAAACACAAAGUUAUAUGAACUGAAAUAUAGCCCAACCCAAUUGAACGCGAAGUAUCAGCGUUUCCUACAUUGAUGAUUCUUGACGAAAAGCGCGUUGUUUGGUUAACCCAGUGUUGCCAACAAAUAAAGGCACGACGAGAAACAAGCAAUUAACAACAAAUCACUACAAUUUAGUGAGAAACACAACUGGCCAGAGGCAAACCACUCCUGGUAAAUUCGGGACUCACCGAAAACAAAUCCGGGGCGGGGAUUGAACUCGCGGAGCCUCCGGAUUACAAGUCCAGCGCUCUCACCCGCUCGGUCACGCUGCCGGUCUUCUGUGAACUCUCUGUCUCUUAUUCUCUCCUUAAAGGAUCACACAUUUCUGUGGUAAAAUAAACGCUGUUAAUUCUGGGAUAAGAAGUAAAAUAAUUGCAGGAGAUUCUUCAGUACAGCAACCAGGAAAAUCACCACGGCAAUGUCCAUUUUUAAAAGUGCGCCAUUUUGGUGUUAGCAUUUGUUUGUUUCAAAUUUUCUCCGGCCAUAGCACCAAUGUAGGAUUUCCCGGCUUUGGAAUAACUUGUCUCCCAGAAAGUUCACUCUUUACUCCCCCCCCCCAUUACCCCCCUUUCCAGAUGUGUAUGUAAGGCAUGUUUUAUUUUAUGUAAUUCCGCCUUCUUUUUGCGGAGAAUUGUAUGAUAUUAAAUUGAUUCGGACGAUAAGUUAAUGGUAGUCGUCGGUAAGAAGAAAGCGUUUUUAAAAUGUCCUUAGCUGGAUGCACUACUGAAUAUCACGAUAACUCAAAACAUGCCAGACAUCGUAGUGACGUGAAUAACAAAGAAACGCCGGCAGUUGACAAAAAUAUGCGUUUAUAUAUACACUGCUAAGGUAGUAAUGAUAAUAAUCUGACCAUUAUUUUAUCAACUUCACCGAAUACAUCACAGGAACUGUAUCUCUCAAACAGUCAAUUGACAGAGCUCUUUAAUCAUAAGACUAAUUCAAUCUUUCUCUGGCGCGGAAAUUAAUACCGACUGUACUAUUCGGCCACAAACAUUAAUCGCACCGUUUCGAUUUUUUCAUCAAUAUGUCAGUUUGAUUCUUUAAUUAAUAUCAGUUAUAGUGAAUGACUGUCGUGUGAGUUGUAAUUUAAUUUACUUCCAUUGGCUGUUGUUCCACCCCUUAUCACGUACUAGGCCGUUAUUGAGUUUUUCCUAAAAUUCUUUUGAUCAGUGCUGUUUGUGAUAGGCCUGUAUUUCGCGAACACCCUCGGAGAUUGCUCAGGUGUCCGCUCGCUAGAGAACGUGAUGUGAGGACUCAAACACGGCAUUGAAAAGAUCAAGAACAGGGGAAACAUUUGGAAUACCCCAAGAGAGUAUGACGAUAUACGUUUUCAUUAAUUUCUUUACUUGAGUGGGCCAGUUAAUCAAACUACUUUAUAAGAGGUCAACUGAGUAAAACAACUGAGCUCUGUACAAGCAAACCGAUUGAAAGAAAUGCGAAAACAGGUGUAGCUGAUUUUCUUGUAAUUGUAUAUAUGAUAAACUAACCAACGAAGGAUCCAAGCUGCUAAGCCACAGUGUUAAGGCUGCUUCGUAACACUGUAGUUCCCAGUUUCUUUCCUCCCUGAAUAUUCGACAAUGUUAAAAUAAAACAGUAAAACAUGCAGGUUUGUAACGAUAGAAAUUACCAUCUAAUGCAUUCACUUUUUUAGGUGUCGUCAUCAGCUCAUAAUGGAGGUGUCCGCUUUAUGUAGAAAGGAUUCAGUUACAGUAAAUAAGGGAAAUUAAUUUGAGAGCUUUGGCUACAGUGUCCGCCGCUCACAUGUAAUACGGUGUCCUUCACUCUAGCUACCUGUAAUCAGUAUUUGCUAUAAAAUCACCAGGAGCAUUUUUUAAUAUACAGAGCAACCAUCUUUCGUGCAACUCCGCAAAAGUCAUGUAACGUUUCAAAACUUUCUUUUCAUGUUCAUGCUGGCAUCAAGAUUUUUUAUGUCUUUCUGUAACCGUUGAAGUCUCACGUCUUAUUCAACUGCAAAUCCAAGCAAGUGGCAAGCAAAGAUUUAAAAUCAAUUUCAAGAACGUCAACUCCUGACCAGAGCCACAUAGUUAAGGGACAGUAUCACGAGAAGUCUCCAAUGGUUUUUAGUGAAUUACGCUCGAGUUUUAAAGCAUGUUCACCGAUGCAAAGAAUUGUUCUUAAACUACGAGAGAAAGAUUUUGAUUCAUUCUUCAAGGCGGGAUUAGAGGAAGCAGACCUGACUAACAAUGGUCUCCAUAAGACAGGGGCACCCAACGAGAAUGUAGUUCAAAACCACUUAAACAUAGCAUUGUUAAACGUGUUUUAGUAUUUAAAUGGUGGAUAUAUGGGCAUAUUUUUACCCCCUAUAAAUUUUUCAUCUGUUCGGAUUUCCUAGCUGAAAGUCUAGUGACCCGAAAACUAUAGGGAUCAAAACUUACCUAUUCGAAAAUUUCAGCCAGAAAAAAGGCUCCCGAAAAUUCUAGGUGACCUUUUUAGGGUAAAAAUCCGUUGAAAAUGGGCAAUUUCACCAUUUUGUAGAUGUUCGAAAAUCCUAGGAGAAGCAGGCAAGCAAGAAAUUUUACAACAAAUGUUCCGAAAAUUCUAGAUCUCAAAUCGUCUUCCCAACAGAUAUUUUUCCGAAAAUUGUCGUUGGGUGCCCCUGAUAAGAGGGCCUUUUCCAAAAACAUACAACCAGUAAAAAAAGUUGGUUUAAGUUUCGGUAGUAAAUCCACUCUCUGCUUAUCCUUAGAUCCUCUGAAACAUCUUGAAUGUAGUUAUUGAUAAUUUUCAACAACACCGCCAUUAGAGGAACAACCAUUGAUUCAAGGAUACUGCCGCAAGGAAUCUCCGCCGCUUUUCUGUUCAAUCAAGCCUACUUAUUUCUGUGUAACCCCCCACCCCCACCCCCUCCGGGCAAGAUUCUAAAAUGCUUCAGUGAAAAUGUGGCUUCAGUUCAUCUUAAACAUUUUUUAAUUAUUUCAGGGUUUGGCAAAAAAAAAGAAAUGACGGUCAACUUGUUUAUAGUAGCCACAGAGAAACACUGUAACCCGCAAAGUAGAGUGGUAACUAAGACAACUAAGUGGUAUAUGCCUGUAAAUGGCAUGCGCGUUUUAGAGUCUAUGCCCCGGUUGUUCAAACGCUAGAUAGAUAGCGCUAUCCACCAAAGAUAAAUAACCAUCCAGGGGAUAAGUGUUAGUCUAUCCAGCGGACGGUAGUGCUUUGCACCUUUUGGGGUCAGCUGUCCAGUCAAUUUCUAACCGUACUCAGGCAAUCGGCUCCUGCCUCACUUCAUUUCUUGAGCCGGUUGAUCUUAUUGUGACGUACUGUGAUAACUCGUUUACGUGCAGAUACUAGACUACGAGUAGUCCCCCAUUUUUCCUCAGGGAUAGUAGAGCGAGCGAAACGCGAGCGCGCGUGAAAAUCACCCCACGCGAGAAAAGGCGACACGCGGAAAAAUCGGGGACUACUCGUAGUCUAGCAGAUACAUGUCACAUAUCAAUCCUUGCGGAAUCAGUAAGAAGUAGUUUCUCCACAGUAUUUCCUCGCUUAUAAAAUGACAUUGGGUGUAUUCUGUGUAUGGUUCAAUAUCAUUCAGGUGGGCGAUCAUGUUGAUCAUUUUUCAAUUUGCUUUCUCACUUUCUCGGCUCUCAAGCUGUGAGUUGGAAGAGCUUAUCAACCACAUCCUGUCUUAGCCACACCUUAAUGCGGCUUCCAAUUAUUGUCGAUUUGCUGGGUUUGUAUAGAUAUCAACUGAAUAAAACUCCUUCUUAUUUAUUAAUAGUGAUUAACGUGAGUCUUUGUUUUUAAUUAACAAUUCGUUUUUUGUCGCAUACUAUCACUGGAUUUAGUUCCUUGCCCACAUAAACGAAGCGUUUAAAACCGUUUGUGUUGACAAAUUAUCAUGUGAAUACAAACAUGAAUCACUGCAUGUAUUUAUUUCGAGUGAAAAGAAAUCGUGACAGUAGUGUUCAGCUGUUAUUUCUUGCCUUCAAUCGAACCGUGAGGAAGUAUGCACUUAGAUCUAUAAAUAUCAAGUACGCAAAGUAGCAUUGCGGCUAUUUUCGUUCGGUUGCGAGACAGCCCUACGAGGGUAGUGUUGGAAUUACCUCGAUUAGAUCUCAAGAAAAUACCGGUAGUUCGACCAAAUAUUUUGUGUCUUAAGUAAGUUAAGAAAACAAUUGAGAUUGUUCAGUAAGAAAUUCAAUUCACAGCUGGAAUCCAGAAUGUUACGAAAACCUUUUUCGUCACAGUUCUGUAACAGCGCACUCUUGUGUAACUUGUGAAGGCGUGCAGGCAGAACAUGUUUUCAGGAUUUGUAUAUUUUCAGGUUUGUAACUUUUACCCGUUUGUAACUGAUUAACAGCCUCCGUGAGUCUCUUACCCAAGGACCGUUGCGUGUUUAUUUGAGGGAUUGUCGGUCGUUGACCCGUACUUUGUUGCCGGAAGCGUCUUAAGAAGAUUUCAGCAGCGAUAAAUCGCUGUAAAUUAAGACCUUAUCAUUCAGAGUGCCGGCGGUAAGUCAUGAUAUAUACAGCACCUAAUCACAAGACUUUGAACAUAUCUGUAUGUGCUGUCGUCUGUUAAUUAUCUCUAGAAGAGUAGAAAAGGCUGACAUCAUGCGUAUUUUUUCAUUACAGAUUCAACGCCGUGUAUGCUAAACAUGGAUGAUACAAACGGCUCAUGCAUUCCGCGCGAGCGACAAAAUUCAAACCCAUUUCGUUUCACCUCUGGUCACGAAGAGGUGCCACGGAACAACGAGACAGAGAAAAACUGCAACAGUGCUCCAUUCAAAGUGCCUGAAAAAGAAGCAAAACCAGCUCCAUCUCCCAGACCUGCUAGAAGAUCGAGGAAGCUUUCUUUAUUUUCGUUUCACUUCAACUCCAAAGAAAAGGAAGAUAAAGGGAAAACGCGGCGUGCAUCGCAACCCUCCUAUAAUUACGGAACGACUCCCUCGCCUACAACUCUAUCAGCACCGAUAGAACUUUGGUCGCGCGAAAAUACUGUGAGUACCGGCUCGCUGAACAGUUUCAGUAGUCUAGAUAGUUCACCCACAAAUUCUAGGAAAUGUUCUUCAGUAACUUGCCUUGUCGAGAGAGAGAACUUGGUCAUCCAUGACAUCAUUCAAGAGACACUCAAACUACAGUUUGAGAACGUUAUGGAAUAUAAGCGGGAGAUUUGCGAUCGCUUGGCGAAAAAUGUGUGUCAGCUGGUGAAACGACGUGUGGAGGUGAUGAAAGAGGCCACGAAAGAUGGGACGUUUUAA
Messenger RNA from Porites evermanni, 6891 nucleotides. NCBI's taxonomy places the organism in Eukaryota, Metazoa, Cnidaria, Anthozoa, Scleractinia, Poritidae. The record is from the annotation of a GenBank genome assembly.